AUGCCUCGCUUCAGGGAUGGUAUGUGGCUGCCAGCCGAGAAUAUGUGGGUUGAGCACGCCGAGCAGGUUUACUACACCAACGAAAAGCCUGAUGGCAAGGGCCUCAACCUGUUGUGUCCGACUAAGACCAUUGAGAGCCGCGGCCACACGUUGAACAGGAGCACAAUCACCAUGGAUGUCAAUGCCGAGGCGGAUGGAAUCAUCUCUGUCGAAGCGACUCACUGGGCUGGUGCCCAGAUCAAGGGACCUCAUUUUGAGCUAUUUCCCCAGGGAAGACCGGAGGUCACGGCAGCCAUUUCCACGAGCGACAAGGGCACAACGUUAACUUCCGGUUCGCUGGCUGUAACGGUCGACCCGAGCAACUUUGACAUCCGCUUCCACAGCGCCGACGGCUCUAAGCGGCUCACGUCCCUGCAGGCCCGUAGCGUGGGCCUGGCAUACAGCCCCGCGCCAAGCAACCCCAUGCAGACAGGGGAUAUGCGAGACUUCAAGCACUACAUGUUCACUCAGACCUCACUGGCUGUCGGCGAGACCGUCCAUGGCCUGGGCGAGAGGUUUGGUGCAUACAACAAGGUUGGCCAGUCAAUCUCCCUGUGGAACGCCGAUGGUGGUACUUCUAGCGAUCAGGCCUACAAGAACGUCUCUUUCUGGCUUAGCUCAAAGGGCUAUGGUAUCUUCAUCGACACCCCUGCGAGGGUCGAUCUGGAAAUCGGAAGCGAGAGGGCACUCGCGUACUCCACUCUGACAGGUCGCCCCGGCAAGGUGCCCAACUGGAGCUACGGACUCUGGUUGACCACCAGCUUCACCACCAACUAUGACCAGGACACCGUCAAGUCCUUCCUGGAAGGCAUGAAGGAGCGCGGCUCGCCAGUUGAUGUGUUUCACUACGACUGCUUCUGGAUGAAAGCCUUCACAUGGACUGACUUUGUCUUUGACUCGGAGAGGUUCCCCGACCCCAAGGGACAGAUUGCCCAGCUCAAGGAGUCUGGUCUUUGCAAGAAGGUCUGUGUCUGGAUCAACCCUUAUAUUGCGCAAUACGGAGCCGCCUUCAGCGAAGCUGCUGAGAAGGGCUACCUUGUCAAACGCAAGAACGGCGAUGUCUGGCAGUGGGACCUGUGGCAGGCCGGUAUGGGCCUGGUAGAUUUCACAAACCCCGAGGCUGUCACAUGGUAUGUUGAGAAGCUCAACGGCCUCUUCGACCAGGGCGUCGACUGUAUCAAGACGGACUUUGGCGAGCGCAUCCCGACGCUGGACGUCGAAUGGCAUGACAAGACCGUUGACCCACACAAGAUGCACAACUACUACGCUUUCAUAUACAACAAGAUUGUCUACGAGGCUCUCCAGGCAAGAUACGGCGAAAACCAGGCCGUCCUGUACGCCCGGACAGCUUGCGCCGGUGCGCAGCGCUUCCCUCUCCAAUGGGGCGGCGACUGCGAGUCCACCCCAGAGGCCAUGGCGGAGUCCGUCCGCGGCGGUCUCGGACUCGGUCUCAGCGGCUUCUCCUUCUGGAGCUGUGACAUUGGCGGCUUCGAGGGCAAGCCGCCCGCGUGGAUCUACAAGCGCUGGGUGGCCAUGGGUCUCCUCUGCAGCCACAGUCGCCUGCACGGCAGCAGCUCGUACCGUGUGCCUUGGGUGAUGGAUGAAGACGACCAGUCAGAAGAAGGCUGCUCUCGAACGUUGGCCAAGUGGACCGCACUCAAGGGCCGUCUCAUGCCCUACCUCUUCGCCGAGGCACAGACUUCCGUUGCGCAGGGCCUGCCCUUGUCGCUGCGUGCCAUGUGCAUCGAGUUUCCCGACGACCCGACCAGCUGGUACCUCGACCGCCAAUUCAUGGUGGGUCCCAGCAUACUGGCGGCACCCAUCUUUGAGGAAUCGGGUGAAGUCGAAUUCUACCUGCCCAAGGGCAAGUGGACGUCGUACUUUACGGGAGAGACCCGCGAUGGCCCCGGCUGGUUCACCGAGACGCACGGCUUUGGCACUUUACCUCUAUACGUGCGUGAAAAUACGGUCCUUGUGCUCGGCAGCGAGAAGGCCAUUGGUGCCGUGUACGAUUACACGGAGGACGUCGAGGUGCGACUAUACGGUGCGCAGGAGGGUGCCAAGGCGUCGCUCGUGGACAAUGACGGUAACGAGGUCGGCAUCCUCGAGGUGGGGGCUGAUGGCGAGGUCAAGGAUACUUCAGCGCUGAAGGGCGAAUUCACAGUAAAGAAGACUUAUACCUGGGUGCGACUUUUGCUAUUUCUCUUUCCCAUCAUUGAUUGA
Verticillium alfalfae VaMs.102 is the source of this 2262-nucleotide messenger RNA. RefSeq names its product alpha-xylosidase. The coding region runs from base 1 to 2262 and encodes 753 amino acids. The transcript is spliced from 4 exons. Lineage: Eukaryota; Fungi; Ascomycota; Sordariomycetes; Glomerellales; Plectosphaerellaceae. Gene Ontology annotation, biological process: carbohydrate metabolic process. Gene Ontology annotation, molecular function: hydrolase activity, hydrolyzing O-glycosyl compounds; carbohydrate binding. The record is from RefSeq and is a predicted model, not a curated record.